Messenger RNA from Dovyalis caffra, 477 nucleotides. Lineage: Eukaryota; Viridiplantae; Streptophyta; Magnoliopsida; Malpighiales; Salicaceae. The record is from the annotation of a GenBank genome assembly.
AUGUUGCAAAAUUUUACUAGACCUGGUGGAUUGGAUUUAGAUCAGAUAAGUUCUGGAUUUAAUGGGUUUUGUUAUGGAGAAACUGGUUCAUGUGUUACUAAUGGUGUAUGUCAGCAAGUUUGUUCUGAUGUUUGUACGUUACCGCAGCUCUAUCUUGGUUUCAUCCAUCUCCGCCACAAACGCUCAAUGGUAACAGAAGUACACAAGACAGCUUUUGGUUGGAACGUUCUAAGUGGAGGAAAUGACGAGGCCUGGCGGGUUCUUGUAGAUGUGUUUAAAAAGUAUCUAGAUUGUUUCGUUUUACGUUUAGUCGGCAAAUUUGGCUGGCUAGCAGUGCGUGCUUGCAUUUGUGUAAAGACUGAAGAAUUGAAAUGGGCCUUUGUAGAGAACCAUAUGUCCCAACAAUACUUUGAGAUUCCCGAACAGUCUCUUGGAGCUCAACCGGAUGUAACUGGUUGCAAACCCGGCAAAGCUUGA